CACUCAUUCUUCAUCAGUACUAUUGACUCGGUUUGAUGCAUACGUACGACUCAGCAGAUUUCUCUACUCUAUAAAUACUGGCGCCUCUCUGUGUUCCUCCUUCGCAACUCACAAGUCAUACAGCGAUCGACAAGAAAGGGAGCAGUUUAAGGAGUAGAAACUCGAAUCAAGGAGACCACAACUCUACGGCAAUGGCGACCAAGAUCUACAUCGUCUACUACUCGACCUGGGGACACGUCGCCACGCUUGCGGAGGAGAUUAAGAAGGGCGCCGGCUCCGUCCCCGACGUCGAGGUCACCAUCUGGCGGGUGCCGGAGACGCUCCCGGAGGAUGUGCUGGGGAAGAUGCACGCCGCGCCGGGGCGUGAGGACCACCCGGUCAUCACGGCGAGGCAGCUGGCCGAGGCCGACGGCAUCCUGUUCGGCUUCCCGACGCGGUUCGGCAUGAUGGCCGCGCAGAUGAAGGCCUUCUUUGACUCCACAGGCGGCCUCUGGCAGCAGCAGUCCCUCGCCGGCAAGCCCGCGGCCGUUUUCUUCGCCACGGGCACCCAGGGCGGCGGCCAGGAGACCACAGCGCUCACCGCCGUGACGCAGCUGACGCACCACGGCAUGCUGUUCGUGCCCGUCGGGUACACGCACGGUGCCGGCAUGUUCGACAUGGCCCAAGUCAAGGGCGGCAGCCCGUACGGGGCUGGCACCUUUGCCGGCGCCGACGGCAGCAGGGUGCCCACUGACGCCGAGCUCGCUUUAGCGGCGCAUCAGGGGAAGUACUUCGCCGGCAUCGCCAAGAAGCUCACGUCCGUACAAAUCUGAUCAACAGAGGGUUACACAGUGCCAUGUAUGGGACCGAGUGCAAGAUCAUCGUAUCCAGUGGAGCAAAUAUUUACACAAUUAUGUACUGUACGAACAAUCAAACAGUAAUUUCAUUCAGUAUCUUGUUUGGAAAAAAUAUUAAUAAUACUCCAUUUUUUGCUUA
Messenger RNA from Hordeum vulgare subsp. vulgare (domesticated barley), 975 nucleotides. RefSeq names its product quinone-oxidoreductase QR2-like. Bases 192 to 812 code for a protein of 206 amino acids. The transcript has 2 exons. Gene Ontology annotation, molecular function: FMN binding; NAD(P)H dehydrogenase (quinone) activity. The record is from RefSeq and is a predicted model, not a curated record. NCBI's taxonomy places the organism in Eukaryota, Viridiplantae, Streptophyta, Magnoliopsida, Poales, Poaceae.